ACAUAUAAAUUAGCGAUUCAUCAACAUAUUCGCAUAAGCAAAGUAAUUAUGUUAGCCGUUGCUCUAAUACUUGUGGGCGUUGUCGCCCUGUAUCUGUUCGGAACAAGAACAUUCAGAUAUUGGGAGAAGAGAGGAAUCAAACAUGAAAAGCCCAUACCGUUUUUCGGCAACAACUGGCCGAUGUACUCCAGAACUAAGAGCAUGACACAAGUGGCUAAUGAACUGUACUGGAAGUAUCCGAAAGAAAGGCUCGUGGGCUUUUAUCGAGCAACACAACCAGAAUUAUUGAUAAGAGAUCCGAAGCUCGUAAAGCAAAUCCUUGCGACAGACUUUGGCUAUUUCAAUAUGAGGGGCUUCAAUACUCAUAAAAAAGUUGUGGAGCCACUGGCAAAAAAUCUGUUCUUUGCCGAUGGCGACAUCUGGAAGUUAUUACGACAACGUAUCACGCCUGCAUUCACAAGCGGAAAGCUGAAGGCGAUGUUUCCACUCAUCAUAGAGCGGGCUGAACGCUUGCAGAAUAAUGCAAUAAAUGUACCGCCAACUGGAGGUGUUCUGGAUGCCCGAGAAAUAAUGGCGCGGUACACUACCGACUUCAUUGGAGCGGUUGGAUUUGGUCUCGAUACAGAUUCACUGAGCGUAGAAGAUUCAGCUUUUAGGAAACUCGGUGUAGAAAUCUUUAAAUUUGACGUUAGUCAAUUAAUAAGACAAAUGCUCAAGGAAAUGUUCCCGGAAACAUUCAAGCAUUUAAAAGUUUUGAAAAAACUCGAAAGUGACGUAUUUGGCCUAGUCCGCAGUAUAAUGCAAAAGAGAAAUUAUAUGCCAAGUGGUAGAAACGAUUUCAUUGAUCUACUCCUAGAAUGUAAGAACAAAGGCAACAUGGUUGGCGAAUCUAUAGAAAUAACAAAACCUGACGGAACACCCGAACAAGUAUCAAUAGAACUAUCUGAAGCUCUAAUGGCUGCUCAGGUGUUUGUGUUCUUUGCUGCUGGUUUCGAGACUUCUGCUUCCUCUACAAGUUAUACGUUACAUGAACUAGCAUAUCAUCCAGAAGUACAACGGAAAGUGCAAGAAGAUAUCGAUAGAGUUUUAGCGAAGUACGAUAAUAAAUUAUGCUAUGAUGCAAUCAAUGAGAUGAAUUAUUUACGAUGCGCUUUUAAAGAAGGUUUGCGAAUGUUUCCUUCCUUGGGCAUUUUAGUGAGGAAGUGUGCUCGUAAGUAUACAUUCCCGGACAUGGACCUAACAAUAGACGAGGGAGUAGCAAUUGUCAUUCCUGUUCAAGCUAUGCAUAAUGAUCCUCAAUUCUUUGAGGACCCUGAAGAAUUCAGACCUGAGCGCUUUUUAACUGACUUCACCAAUCCAAUAACGAAACAUAUAUAUUUGCCUUUCGGUGAAGGUCCUCGAGCUUGCAUUGGUGAGAGACUGGGUCUGAUGCAGUCGCUGGCUGGUCUGGCGGCGGUGCUGUCGCGCUACUCUGUUGAACCCGCUCCAAAAUCGCCACGCCAUCCCAUAGUGGAUCCCACCUCGAAUGUAGUCCAGUCCGUAAUCGGUGGCAUACCUUUAUUGUUCCGCCCGAGGUUCAAAUAAAAUAACAACUGCAUUAGCUUCCAGGACUGCUACACCAUUUGAUAUUGACAAUGUGAACGGAAAGGAAAUAAAUACGGUGUUCGAGGAGAUUUUACAUAUAU
Papilio machaon (common yellow swallowtail) is the source of this 1685-nucleotide messenger RNA. Its product is annotated as cytochrome P450 6B2. The record is from RefSeq and is a predicted model, not a curated record. Lineage: Eukaryota; Metazoa; Arthropoda; Insecta; Lepidoptera; Papilionidae. The transcript has 2 exons. The coding region runs from base 49 to 1584 and encodes 511 amino acids. Gene Ontology annotation, molecular function: iron ion binding; oxidoreductase activity, acting on paired donors, with incorporation or reduction of molecular oxygen; heme binding.